UGAAAAAUCGUCUCUCAUAACCUCAGAAUAAUUAUGACGUCACCGUUUUUGGUGUCAUGACCUUAUACUGAUACUACCUUAUUCUUAUUUUAACAUUAACUAUCGUUAUUUUGCAAGUGUUGCCUAUGUUUUCUUUUGUCCAACACUGAAAGGUUGGCUUCACUCUUGAAUUUCUGAAAGGUGUUUCCUGUGGCCUUUACUUCUGACUGAUUUGUGAUUUCACACCAUGCGUAAUGGCCCAAUUGUAACCAUCAGCUAUAUACUUUAAGCCAAAUAACCAUCAGUUGAUGUGUUGUGCUUUACAGCUCAUUUAUAAAGGAAAUGAUCAUUGUCAUCAUACCUUGCGUAUAGUGUGUUUUACUGCAAGAUAUUGGGGUUUGGAUAUGCUUAGGUUUUACGCAUGGUUGGAGAGCACAAGCGUUUUCAAUAUUCUGUGUGUAGUUUACACGUAUGAACUCAGAGGGCCGCUGUUGGUCAGUGUGUUGCAGUUUUAGAGCAGAUUUGCAGCAGUACCUCCCCCAUCAUCUCGAUAUAUUAGAGAGAGAAAGAGCCGCAUACAGAGCGCACAGUCCGGGUUACAGAGAACACUAAGCACAGAGACACCGAGCUGAGAUUCUUUUGUUCUGGAUUUUGGGCACAUCUUCUUUACAUUUCUUGCACUGAAACAAAUGGAAUAUUACAGAUUUCUUAACGGAUUAUAACGUGAGGUGUUUUAUAUCCCAGAGAAAAUGUCUGACAGAACAAUGACACGGCAAGUACUGUUGUUUAUCUCGGURCUCUCUCUCAGUUCAGUGCACGGGCAGGUCAGUUACUCCAUUCCCGAGGAAAUGGCGAAAGGCUCUUUAGUCGGUAACAUAGCGCAGGAUUUAGGUUUAGAUAUCAAAAGACUGAAAUCAGGUAAAGCUCGUAUUUAUACUGGAGACAGCGCAGAGUACAUCGAGCUGAAUAAAGAAAGGGGAGUUCUCCUCAUCAAAGAGAGAAUAGACCGUGAAGCGCUUUGUGAACAGACGACGCCUUGUGCACUGCAUUUCCAAAUUACUUUAGAAAACCCGAUGGAAUUAUACCCGGUAACUGUAGAAAUUACAGAUAUAAACGACAACGCUCCCACUUUUCAAAAGACUGAGCGACGAUUGGAAAUCAGCGAGUCAGCUGUGACUGGAUCAAAAUUUAUGUUAGAGAAAGCAGUGGAUCAAGACAUUGAUUUAAAUGGCCUCCAAAGCUACUCUCUGAAACACGCUGAUCAUUUUGUUCUGAAAUUGCAUAGUCAGGCAGACGGGAGUAAAAAGGUUGAGAUGGUUUUACAGAAACCUCUAGACCGAGAGAAGCAGGAGCAUAUGUCUCUGUUGUUAACUGCUUUGGAUGGAGGUGAGCCUCUGCUGUCAGGGACAAUGCAGAUACACGUCACAGUGCUGGAUGCAAACGACAAUGCGCCCGUUUUUACCAAACCAGUGUAUAAGGCAACAAUAAGUGAGAAUUCACAAAAAGGAACGUUUGUCACGACAGUUAGUGCGUCUGAUGCAGAUAAAGGCACGAAUGGAGAAGUGUCUUACGUGAUUGCAAAUAGCAUGAACCGUCUUUCAACGUUAUUCCACAUAAAUGAAGAUGGUAAUUUGAUAUUAGAUGGCCAAGUUGAUUAUGAAAAAGCCAGAAGUUAUCAGAUUGAUAUAGAAGCCAUAGAUAAUGGUGGUCUCUCGGACUCAAGUAAAAUAAUCAUUGAUGUUAGUGACGUAAAUGACAAUAGUCCUCUAAUCAAUUUUAUUUCCAAAUCCGGUAUAAUACAAGAGGAUUCCCGUCCUAACACAGUAAUAGCUAUGAUGAGCGUAAACGACCCUGAUUCUGAGAGUAAUGGUAAAGUUAACUGUGGCAUAAAUGAGAACAUCCCUUUCACCAUUAAAUCUACAUCUAAUGGAUUCUAUAGUCUAGUAACUGAUAGUGGCUUGGACCGAGAGAGAGCCUCUGAYUAUAACAUCAGUGUGACGUGCUCUGAUGAGGGNGGUUUAGAUAUCAAAAGACUGAAAUCAGGUAAAGCUCGUAUUUAUACUGGAGACAGCGCAGAAUACAUCGAGCUGAAUAAAGAAAGGGGAGUUCUCCUUAUCAAAGAGAGAAUAGACCGUGAAGCYCUCUGCGGACAGACGACGCCUUGCGCACUACAUUUUCAGAUUAUUCUGGAGAACCCGAUGGAAUUUUAUAGUAUUACCGUUGAAAUAACAGAUAUUAAUGAUAAUGCGCCCAGUUUCGAAAAAAACGAAAUGAAAUUCAAAAUCAGUGAGUCUGCUGUGACAGGGGCUAAAUUCAUAUUAGAGAGGGCAAUGGAUUCGGAUGUUGGCGUUAACGGCCUACAGAGCUAUUCCCUUACGCAAACCGACCAUUUUUCCCUAAAACUAAAAGAUCAGCCAGAUGGAGGGAAAAUUGUUGAAAUGGUUCUACAGAAGCCUCUCGAUCGAGAAAAAGAGGAGGAAAUGUCCCUUGUAUUAACAGCUACGGAUGGGGGCGAUUCUCAGAUGUCUGGGACUGCACAGAUCCAUAUCACUGUGCUGGACGRCAACGACAAUGCCCCUGUCUUUACACAGCCAAUAUACAAGGCUACCAUUACUGAGAAUGUCCCUAKAGGAUCAGUUGUAGCUGCAGUAAGSGCCUUUGACGCUGAUAAAGGCGCACAUUCUAAGAUAACAUAUUCAAUUUCAAACACAAUUGCUGAUGUGCGYGACAUUUUUGAAAUAAAUGAAUUCGACGGACAUUUGAAAGUAAAAGAAAAUGUUGAUUAUGAAAAGGCCCGUCACUAUCAGAUACAUGUUCAGGCCAGUGAUGACGGAGGGCUGACUGAUUCGUGUAAAAUAAUUCUGGACGUCAUUGAUAUAAAUGACAACAAACCAGCUAUUAAUAUUAUGUCKAAGACUAACGUCAUAACAGAAGAUUCUAWACCCGGUACUGUAGUAACUAUGAUUAAUGUACAAGACCCAGACUCAGGUGAAAAUGGUAAAGUCCAGUGUUCGAUAAACGACAAUAUUCCAUUUACAAUCAAAUCAACG
Molecule: messenger RNA, 3029 nt
Organism: Salvelinus sp. IW2-2015
Lineage: Eukaryota; Metazoa; Chordata; Actinopteri; Salmoniformes; Salmonidae
Source: RefSeq, a predicted model, not a curated record